AUGGCUUCGGCACUUACCUCUGACAUCCCAUCCGCGGACCCAGCAUGGCACCGCCGCCAUGACCACCCUUAUUUCAAAGAAAGCCAUCACAAGCUGCAACGCUUUGUUCGCGAAUAUGUGAAUCGAGAUAUCGCGCCCAAUGUCGAGGAAUGGGAAAAGCAAGGAUUUGUACCGGAAGCUGCAUUCAAAAGACAUGCAUCGUUGGGCUUCUUAGCAGCCUCUGCAUUCCCCCUUCCGAAGGACUAUGUAAAGGGCUUGACAUUGCCGGCCGGACUUAGUGUUGAUGAGUGGGAUGAAUUCCAUGAUGCGGUGAUCAUCGACGAAAUGGCCCGUUGCGCCUGUCUAGGAACGGUGUGGGGUAUAAACGGCGGUGCGACGGUCGGAGGACCACCGAUUGAUCACUAUGGUACCCCGAUACAGAAGGAAAAAUACCUAGCACCUCUCCUGAGAGGCGAACAAAGACAUUGCCUUUGCGUCACGGAGCCUGCCGCCGGCUCUGAUGUCGCUGGGUUGACCACCACUGCCAAGAAAACACCUGAUGGGAAGCAUUAUGUCCUCAACGGAGAGAAGAAGUGGGUGACGCAGGGACAAUGGGCCGAUCACGGCUUGGUUGCUGCUCGAACAGGCCCAGCUAAUGCCAAGGGCCUCUCGGUGUUUAUCGUCCCACUGGCAAGCAAGGGAAUUUCGCGAAGAAAGAUUGAGAAUUCCGGUGUCAGCUCAAGUGGCUCGACUUUCAUGGAGUUUGACGAGGUACUUGUGCCAGCUGAAAACCUACUCGGGCAAGAAAACCACGGAUUCGAAAUCAUCAUGUCAACCUUCGCUCACGAGCGCCUUUGGGUGGGCAUAACCGCCCUGCGACUCGGCCGAAUCGCAUACGAAGACUCUUACCGCCACGCGUUGAAGCGCGAGACCUUCGGAAAGCCACUUUUCGAAAACCAGGUAAUCCGGCAGAAAUUCUCGCGUAUGGCAAAUCUGCUCGAGCCGACCCAAGCAUUCAUGGAGGAGUUGGUAUAUCGGUCGAUCCGAAUGCCGUCUCUGAAUUUCUCGCCGCUGGCUGCGAUGCUCAAGGUGCAAGCUGCUCAUAAUUUGGAGAAAAUCUCCCGAGAGUCCCAGCAGGUAUUUGGUGGACUUGGAUACUCUCGUCAAGGACAAGGACAGCGUGUGGAGCAGAUCAGUCGUGAUGUCCGGGUUUUGGUGGUAAGUGGAGGUAGUGAAGAGAUUCUGCUUGAUAUGAUUGCCAAGCAGCAGCGGAAGCUGGCUCAUCUAUGA
Molecule: messenger RNA, 1269 nt
Organism: Penicillium pulvis
Lineage: Eukaryota; Fungi; Ascomycota; Eurotiomycetes; Eurotiales; Aspergillaceae
Product: acyl-CoA dehydrogenase family protein
Exons: 7
Coding region: 1-1269 (422 amino acids)
Molecular function (GO): flavin adenine dinucleotide binding; acyl-CoA dehydrogenase activity
Source: RefSeq, a predicted model, not a curated record